AUAUAUUAUUAUAAUUAUUUCAGUAAUUCACCUAAGAAGUAAGAAGUCUAUUCUUUAAUUUUAGUUUAUAGUGAACACGUUUUUACUUGUACAAGCUUAUAAAACUACUAUCAUGCUAUAAACAUAUUUAAUAGGUAAUUGAACGAAACUAAUAUUAUUACUUUUCAAAUAAGGCAUCAUGAACAUUUUGAAAGAUAGCAGAGUAAAAGAAUAUAUAUCAUCAUUAGACGGAUUGAGCCCUGUUCAGUAUGUACCCACAGUCUGCCAGUGCAUCAAAGAAAAUUUUCCGGAAAACGCCCAUUCUGAUAUUGCAUAUCCUUUCAGUAAUAACUUAGCCGAAUUAGCUGCCAACCAGGGACCAAAAAACAUAAGAUUGAUUGUAAUGUACAUAACAAAGACGUCUUUUUUCAAUGGAGACACAAUGAAGUUUUUAGUCAAUGAAAUGUUAGAAUGCAAAGAAGAUGCAACAGUCGAACAAUAUUAUAAUGUUCUUGAUCAAAAUUUUAAGAUGCAUCCGCCAUGCGCUCAAUAUAUGGAUACAGAGUAUGAACAAUUAAUACUUGGCCCAUAUAGGAAAUGUUUUGGAGAAAUGACUUUGUGGGAUUAUAUUAUAGAGCGUUUGAAUCAGAUCACUAGUGGAUCUCUUUUAUAUGGUGAUAAUAAGGCAUUUGAUUUGGCAUUCAAAAGAUGUUUUAGUUUUUGCGUAUGCAUUUUACAAAUGGACUUUGAAGUAUCCAAAAAAAGAAAUAUUAGAUCUUUAAUUGCAAAAUGUUUAAAGUAUAAUUCUGAAAGAAAAACACGAAUGAGUGAAAUCACUAAACUUUUAGAUAUGUUAUUUAACACUGGGUAUGAUUUUCAAAUGCCAGUUAUCAAUCUCGCAAUACUUGUAAAUCAGUUAAAAUGAAUUAAAAAAGAAUUUUUUUUAUUUUACAUUUAUUGUUUUUAUUUAUAUUGAUAAGACUUUAUUUAUAUAAAUUAGUAAAACAAAUUUUCAUUCAUCGCAAACAAUGAAGAAAUUAAAUUGCGAUUUGGAUUAUUAAAGUUUAAAAUUCAA
Messenger RNA from Melanaphis sacchari, 1054 nucleotides. RefSeq lists its product as uncharacterized. Bases 179 to 904 code for a protein of 241 amino acids. The transcript has 2 exons. Lineage: Eukaryota; Metazoa; Arthropoda; Insecta; Hemiptera; Aphididae. The record is from RefSeq and is a predicted model, not a curated record.